Sitophilus oryzae (rice weevil) is the source of this 2048-nucleotide messenger RNA. Its product is annotated as UDP-glucuronosyltransferase 2B15-like. The transcript has 3 exons. The coding region runs from base 177 to 1739 and encodes 520 amino acids. Lineage: Eukaryota; Metazoa; Arthropoda; Insecta; Coleoptera; Curculionidae. Gene Ontology annotation, molecular function: UDP-glycosyltransferase activity. The record is from RefSeq and is a predicted model, not a curated record.
UGUCAGCGAACGAGUAUCAACUUUUACACAAACCAAAGCAAUACUUUAUAAACAUAUUUUUAAUAACCAUCUUUAGUAUUACCAUCAUAAUUGCCACCUAAUGCUAGACUAGGCAUUUUAAACAAUAUAAAAAUUGUUAAGCCAUUCAGUUCGAAUCGAAACAACGAGCCCUGGAGAUGCGGCUGACGCAAUUAUCAAUUAUUUUAUUGUUUUUCGUGCAAUGUUCCCAUUCUGCAAGGAUUUUGGGAGUGUUUCCCUUGGCGGGGAAAAGCUUAAACAUCCUGUACAAUCGUCUGAUGAAGGGUUUGGCGGAUGCGGGACACGACGUAACAGUGAUUAGUGCUUAUGAAAAUAAAUUACCUCUUAUAAAUGGCAGUAUUACUGAUGUAAUUUUGACAGGAUUUGCCGAGGAAUAUGAUAUUAUUAUAAAUGAAGAAAACUUCCUCGACAGCCCUGAAGAGUACCCGUUCUAUACAGUACUCUACUACCUGGUAUUAUUCGAACCCAUAUGGAACAACACGCUACACCAUCCAAACGUUCAAAAACUGUUAGCUUCAAAUAAACAAUUCGACUUGGUCAUUACAGAACAUCUGUGGAACGAUUGCCUGAAAGUAUUUGCUCAUUUCUACAACUGCCCCUUGGUCGUAUUUACCAGCAUGGGUGGAAUAAACACAUGGGUAAACGAUCAGGUGGGCAAUUUCUUUUUACCAUCUUAUGUUAAUCAUGCCAUGAAGCUCAGUGGCGAAUCUGAGGAAAUGAAUUUUGCCCAACGGGCCCAUAAUUUACUGUUUUAUAUCACUGAUUAUGUUUACAAGCAUUAUUACUUGUUCCCAAACAGUAAUGCUAUGUUAAAGAGUGCUUUCAGUAACCCUCCUGACAUAGAAGACAUCUAUGACAACGUUUCCUUGGUUCUUCUUGGUUCUCACGCAAGUCUACGGCCUGCAGCGCCUCUAUCACCAAAUACUGUAGAAAUUGGAGGUUUUCAUAUUGAUCCACCCAAAAAACUGCCCAAGGACUUGCAAGAGAUCAUGGACAAUGCGAAACAUGGCGUGAUAUACUUAAGUAUGGGUUCUCACUUGAAGAGUAGGGAUUUCUCUGAGGACAGAAAAAAGAUGUUCUUGAACGUGUUUGGUAGGUUGAAGCAGACGGUUUUGUGGAAGUUUGAGGAUGAAACGUUGCCUGGAAAGCCUGAUAAUGUUUUUACAAAGAAAUGGCUGCCGCAGAUGGAUUUAUUAGCCCAUCCAAAUAUGAAACUUUUUAUCACCCAUGGAGGAUAUGGUAGUCUUCAAGAGACCAUCUAUCAUGGAGUACCAGUAUUGGCAAUCUCCGUAGCAGCUGACCAACAUAACAAUGCUUUCCAGGCAGUCCAAUUGGGCUUUGCCUUAAAACUAUCAUACAACGAUAAAAGAUUCAGCGAGGAAACCUUAUUUAAUCAAAUCAGAGAAUUGCUAGAUAACCCAAAGUAUAGAGAAAAUGCCCAGGCUAGAUCCAGGUUGUUUCAUGACAGACCAAUGAAACCUCUGGAUACUGCCGUUUAUUGGAUAGAGUACGUUAUUAGAAAUAAAGGAGCUGAUCAUUUGAGAUUGUCCUCUACAAAGUUGUCCUGGUAUAAAUUAUACUUGAUAGAUGUUUUUGCAGUGUUUUUAAUAAGUUUGUUAGUUUUGUAUAGAAUAGUGAGUGUCUUAUUGGCUAAAAUAUUUAAAAAAGAACAGCGGAAGCAAAAAUUAAAGAAAAAUUAGUUCAUUUAGGAAUACUUUUAAAUUUUUAAAAACAUUACAUAAUUUUCGUAGGAUUUAUCUACCGUGUGUUACAUCAUCGACCUGGAAAUAGGAAAUCCUAUGUAAAUUUUAAGAAUGAUGAAUAAGUUUUGCCCAUUUUAUUUUACACAAAUAAAAUGGGCAUGACUGACAAUUUAUAGCAGUGGAAUAUUUAAAUGAUUCAAAAUUAUGCUUUUUCAAAUCCGCCAAGCAGUGGUACUUACGCCAUGCAGUGGUAGUUUACUUACUUGGUUUGUAUAUUUAUCAAUAAUAACCUUCUUUUUAUAUUCA